AUGGCAUCAAUUACCUGCAUCAACCGAGUAUCUACCCUCACAAGACCACCUGUCUGUAACGCCUGUCGAACGGCUGCCUCACAAGGGAGCCGACAAUGGCAGCAAAUUCGUUGGAGUUCACAUGCUCCCACAUCUCCUGCACUGAUGGCCAGAGGCCAGAAACCCGUCACCAUCCAAACAUUGCAGAAAAUGCACGCUGAAAAGAGUCCUAUCACAAUGUUGACGGCGCACAAUUUUCCAUCAGCGUUGAUGGCACAAGAAGCUGGAAUGGACAUGAUUUUGGUGGGGGAUUCACUUGCCAUGGUGUCCCUCGGCAUGCCAGACACCUCUGAAGUCACUCUCGACGAGAUGAUCAUGUCCGCCCGAGCGGUUAGUCGAGCUGUGACUCGGUCUUUUACCGUUGGAGAUCUUCCAAUGGGUUCCUACGAGAUCAGCCCCGAACAGGCACUGGCCAGUGCAAUCCGCAUGGUGAAAGAAGGCCGAAUGCAAAGCGUCAAACUCGAAGGAGGAACCGAAAUGGCCCCCGCCAUAAAAAAGAUCACUUCUGCAGGUAUCCCACUCUGCGCACAUAUUGGUCUCACCCCACAACGCCAGCACGCUCUUGGUGGUUUUCGUGUUCAGGGUAAUACCCUUGACAAAGCCAUGUCAUUACUCAAGGACGCCAGAGCCGUCGAAGAAGCCGGAGCAUUUGCCGUCGUUUUGGAAUGUGUUCCCCCGGACAUUGCCGAAGAGGUGACGAAUGCAUUGACCAUCCCCACAAUUGGCAUUGGUGCAGGAAACAAGACCAGCGGCCAGGUUUUGGUGCAAAUUGAUAUGCUUGGAGUUCGACCACCGGAGUCCUUUAUGCCCAAGUUUGUCAAGAAGUAUGGUUCCAUGUGGGAUACAGGUCUCGCUGCCAUUAAACAAUACAAAGAUGAAGUUGGUGAUCGAAGCUACCCCGGGCCCCAACAUGUGUAUAAGAGUGAUGCUAAAGUAACAGAAGCGUUCAAGAGUGCUCUUCAGUCUGGCGAAAAGUAG
Rhinocladiella mackenziei CBS 650.93 is the source of this 1017-nucleotide messenger RNA. Its product is annotated as 3-methyl-2-oxobutanoate hydroxymethyltransferase. The transcript has a single exon. The coding region runs from base 1 to 1017 and encodes 338 amino acids. The record is from RefSeq and is a predicted model, not a curated record. Gene Ontology annotation, cellular component: mitochondrion. Gene Ontology annotation, biological process: pantothenate biosynthetic process. Gene Ontology annotation, molecular function: magnesium ion binding; 3-methyl-2-oxobutanoate hydroxymethyltransferase activity. Lineage: Eukaryota; Fungi; Ascomycota; Eurotiomycetes; Chaetothyriales; Herpotrichiellaceae.